AACAACUUAAAGUUCUGCAUACAUGUGUGAUACAUGUGGAAAUGUGUGGAACCGCUAAGUACCGUUAUUAUGGUCAGGUCAAUGCAUGUUACUUAUAAGAGAAAUUUAUUUUCCUAUUUUCUGUAGCAUAUUGAUAUAAAAUGGUUUCUUUAUUUUAAAUCGUUUUAAAUUCAAGUAUUGUAAAGACUGAUAAAAAAUUAUAAAAUACGAAAUGGAAGUACGACGUAGAAAAGUAAAAGAUCCUAUUGGAAAUUUUGAUUUCAAUGCCGAAAAUUCCAAUGAACAAAUUUUUUCCAAAGCGAAAAAUGAUCUGCCUGUAGACACAGCAAAUAAAGAAUUAAAGAAAAGAAAAACUGAUGGAAUUGUGACUAAUAUGACAAAAAAUACAAAUGAACGAAUAUCGCAUAACGAAACUUUAAAUAAUGAAAGGAAGGAGCAAUUUGUAAAUACUACAUCACCAAUUCGGCUUAAAGUAAAUUUUGAAAUAGAUUUAGUGGCUGUGAUAUUAUUAAUAUCUGGACUAGUUACUCGCCUCUACCAUCUGGAAGAACCUCGUAAUAUCGUAUUUGAUGAAUUGCACUAUGGCAAAUAUAUAAGUCUCUAUAUGAAAAAAAUAUUUUUUUUCGAUUCUCAUCCUCCUUUGGGAAAGCAACUCGUGUCAGCUGCAGCAUAUUUAGCAAAUUUUGAUGGACAAUUCAAGUUUGAUAGAAUAGGAAAUCCUUAUGAUGAAAAAGUUCCUCUUUUUGCCUUAAGAUUAAUACCUGCGUUAUGCGGAAGUUUUCUCAUUCCUACUGCUUACUAUUUAUCAAAAGAAUUUGGCCUUAGACAUUGGAGUUGCAUAAUUACUGGCUUAAUGCUGCUUUUUGAUAACGCUCUCUUAACCCAGUCACGUUUCAUUCUUAUGGAAAGUAUUUUAAUUCAAUUUUUACUUGUCGGUUUAUUAUGUGUAAUGAAAUUCAGAAAAGUGCAUGAUCAACCCUUCACUUUUGCCUGGUGGAUUUGGUUAAUAUUGGGGACUGUGAAUUUGACGUGUGCAUUAUGUGUCAAGUACGUAGGGUUUUAUUCAUUAUUUCUUGCACUGGUCUUGAUUGGACGAGAUUAUUGGAACUUACUGUCAAGAAGUGAAGUUUCAAAUAUAAUACUUUGGUGUCAGUUAUUUCUGAGAGCUGCUGUUCUCUUCAUCAUUAUGGCAGUAGUUUAUUUAGGAGUAUUUUACGUUCACCUGUCAGUACUAACGAAAGCCGGACCGCAUGAUUCCGCGAUGACAAGUGCAUUUCAGGCCAGUCUGGAAGGAGGACUGGCCAGUAUCACAAGAGGACAGCCCUUGGAAGUGACUCAUGGUUCGCAAAUCACACUUCGUCACACGUACGGCAGAGCUUGUUGGUUACACAGUCACAAUCAAGUGUAUCCUUUGCGGUACCCUGAUAAGCGGGGAAGCUCACAUCAGCAGCAAGUAACAUGCUACUCGUUCAAAGACGUCAACAAUUGGUGGAUCGUUAAGCGGCACGACAUCAACGACUUGGUCGUUACAAAGCCUAGCGAACCUAUUAGACAUGGCGACAUUAUACAAUUAGUUCAUGGAAUCACGAGUCGGGCUUUAAAUUCACACGACAUUGCAGCACCGAUGACUCCUCAGAGCCAAGAAGUUUCAUGUUACAUUGACUACAACGUCUCCAUGUCUGCCCAGAACCUGUGGCGCGUGGAAAUCGCCAAUCGGGACCAAGCAGGCAACGUCUGGCAUGCCAUACAGAGUCAAAUCCGACUGAUUCAUAUAAAUACGGAAUGUGCUCUGAAGUUUAGUGGUCGCAUGUUGCCCGAAUGGGGGUUUAAUCAACACGAAGUCGUGGCAGAUAGAAUAAUUGAGCAAUCUAAUGCCGUGUGGAAUGUGGAGGAACAUAGGUACACAAAAAGUGAGGACCAAAAGCAGAGGGAACGAGAACUGAUUAACGCUGAAAUGAUUCCAUUGAAGGCUACGAGUUUAUCGUUUUGGGAAAAGUUUUUGGAGUUACAAAUGAAAAUGCUAUUUGACACUGAUGAAGUACAAAAUAGUCAUAUGUACUCUAGUGGACCCUUUGAGUGGCCUUUUUUAACCAGGGGCAUUGCUUACUGGGUUUCUACUAAAAGUAAUGCUCAAAUAUAUCUCUUGGGAAAUAUAGCUAUUUGGUAUACUGGAACAAUUGCAGUAAUAACAUAUUCAGGACUCUUAAUUUUCUAUUUGAUGAGACGAAAAAGGCUUUGUUAUGAUAUUUCUGAAGCAGAAUGGAAUAAAUUUGCAAAUAUUGGUCAAGUUUUACUAACAGGAUAUUUAUUACACUAUUUGCCUUUUAUAUUUGUAGAAAGGACUCUUUUCUUACAUCAUUAUUUACCAGCCUUUGUGUAUAAAACUCUAUUAACAGUUGGCACCAUAGAUCAUAUAUACUCUCUACUCAGAAUUCAUUUCAAGCAAAAGCAUUUUUGGUUUAUUUUUAAAAUAUUCGCCAUUUUUUGGAUUGGCUUUACUGUUUUCGUUUUUCGCAAAUUCGCUUCCCUUAGCUAUGGAAUAACGCCUCUAAGUGCUAAAGAAAUUUUAAAAUUACGGUGGAGCGAAACAUGGGACUUUAUUAUUCAUAAAACAUGAAUAAGUUUUUUCUCCUGUUUUAUUAUAAUAAUUGGAGGCAAUAAAAUACUCUGUAAUAAUGUUGUGAACUCGUAAUAGUCAACAACAAUUUUAAAUUCAAUAUAAGAUAAAUUUUACUUAAUAAUAAUAACAAAAAUGUACAAAAUCAUAUAUAUAUAUAAUGUUAUUGAUCUAAUUUUUAUAUUAAACUUUAUACAUUAUAAUUAUAUUAUAUUUUAUAAUUGCGAAAUGUACUAAAGUUGCCAAAAUGUAUAGCUUUGGAAUUGCAAAAGGUGAAAGCUGUAAAAAUUAAUUUAUUUUUGUGUCGUAUUAAACGAUUUGAUAUUAAAUUUAUAAAGAAAUUUAAAGUCUUCCAAGACUGAGAAUUAGAAACUGAAUUAAAGAUUUUUAUAAUAAACUACAAUUUUAUAUACUUA
Messenger RNA from Leptopilina heterotoma, 3033 nucleotides. RefSeq names its product protein O-mannosyltransferase 1 (gene rt). Lineage: Eukaryota; Metazoa; Arthropoda; Insecta; Hymenoptera; Figitidae. Gene Ontology annotation, biological process: protein O-linked glycosylation via mannose. Gene Ontology annotation, cellular component: endoplasmic reticulum; membrane. The record is from RefSeq and is a predicted model, not a curated record. Gene Ontology annotation, molecular function: dolichyl-phosphate-mannose-protein mannosyltransferase activity. The coding region runs from base 212 to 2617 and encodes 801 amino acids. The transcript is spliced from 7 exons.